Messenger RNA from Amphimedon queenslandica, 547 nucleotides. RefSeq names its product WD repeat-containing protein 7-like. The annotation marks the transcript as partial. The transcript is spliced from 5 exons. Lineage: Eukaryota; Metazoa; Porifera; Demospongiae; Haplosclerida; Niphatidae. The record is from RefSeq and is a predicted model, not a curated record. Gene Ontology annotation, molecular function: protein binding. Gene Ontology annotation, cellular component: cytoplasm.
UAAAAUGGCGGCCAACUAAACUUCGAACUACUAUUCCUCGAACUAAACUUGGUUGUAAGACUUUCCUCGAACUUUACUCAAACUAGUCAUGAGUUCUAUUCACGUUACAGUUCCUAUUGUGUUUUGGGGGCAUCAUCCUCCAGUACACGAUAUUACCUGUAUGACCAGGACAGAGGAAGAUAAAGGAGUAGCUACUGGUACUAAAACGGGACAGAUAUGCAUCUGGGACUUAUACAGGAAGAGAAUCAAUGGAGAAUUUGUGUUAUGUCCGAGGCUAUUAUUACUAGGUAUGCAGUCAAGUGUAUUGUCUCUUGCUUUUGUUAAGAACUGGUCUGGAGACAGGGACAGGAUUGUGAGUCUUAGUAAAAAUGGGUGCAUAGCAUUGUGGGAUGGUAAAGAUGGGACGUGUCUUAAGACUGUUAAUAAUCUUGGAAAUGGAAUGCAUUAUGGAAUAAAGUCAAUAGCACGUCCUGCUAUUAAAGAAACCUUGAUUGCUGUUUGGGGACAAUAUCACAAUAUAUUCAUACUUGAUCCUAAUACACUGGAG